AUGGCUGUCGCCUACCUGCUGGGCAACGGGUCCGCGCCGCUCCUCGCCGGCGCCCUGGAGGUCCCGUUCGCCGCCAACGCCUCCGCCUGCCGCCCGCCCGGGCCGCCCUGCCCGGCCUGGGGCAACGCCUCGGCGGCGCUGGGCUGGAACCGCUCGGAGCCCUGCGGCGGCGGCAAUGGCAGCGCGGGCGGCGGCGGGCCCUGCGCGCCCGCGGGCGGCGGCCCCUCCGUGGUCACCGCCAUCGCCAUCAUGGCCCUCUACUCCGUGGUCUGCGUCGUGGGGCUCUUCGGCAACUUCUUGGUCAUGUAUGUCAUCGUCAGGUACACGAAAAUGAAGACUGCCACCAACAUCUAUAUUUUCAAUCUUGCAUUGGCAGAUGCCCUAGCAACAAGUACUCUGCCAUUCCAGAGCGUGAAUUACUUGAUGGGAACCUGGCCAUUCGGUACCAUCCUCUGUAAGAUUGUUAUCUCCAUAGACUACUACAAUAUGUUCACCAGUAUCUUCACACUCUGCACCAUGAGUGUGGAUCGCUACGUGGCUGUUUGCCACCCAGUUAAGGCCCUUGAUUUCCGCACCCCCCGAAAUGCCAAAAUUGUCAAUGUCUGCAACUGGAUUCUUUCCUCUGCCAUUGGCCUGCCAGUUAUGUUCAUGGCAACUACUAAAUACAGGCAUGGCUCAAUUGACUGCACCCUUACAUUCUCCCACCCUGCUUGGUACUGGGAGAACCUCCUGAAAAUCUGUGUGUUCAUCUUUGCCUUCAUCAUGCCGGUGCUGAUCAUCACGGUGUGUUACGGGCUGAUGAUUUUGCGCCUGAAGAGCGUUCGCAUGUUAUCCGGCUCCAAAGAGAAGGACAGGAACCUGCGGAGAAUCACAAGGAUGGUUCUUGUAGUGGUGGCAGUGUUUAUUGUCUGCUGGACUCCCAUCCACAUUUAUGUUAUCAUUAAAGCCCUGGUCAACAUCCCAGAAACUACUUUCCAGACUGUCUCCUGGCACUUCUGUAUUGCUCUAGGGUAUACAAAUAGCUGCCUUAAUCCAGUCCUUUAUGCAUUUCUAGAUGAGAAUUUCAAAAGGUGUUUCAGAGAGUUCUGCAUCCCCACUUCCUCAACCAUUGAGCAGCAAAACUCCACCCGAGUCCGACAAAACACUCGUGACCAUGCUUCCACUGCCAACACUGUGGAUAGGACUAACCACCAGUUGGAACUUCAAGAAGCUGAAACUACUCCACUGCCGUGACAGGGUCUCCUGCUGCAUGGCUCUCAGAGCAGUUGCCACUGCCACAGUGUGCUAGUGGGAACACGCAGGAUUUGCUUUCCCUCAAAAAAAAAAAUACCACAGAGGAAAGUGCCUGCUUUUCCAGCCUGUCAAAAAUUGCUUCUGCAGCACAUCUGCAUUGCACUUAGCAGAAGCAUGAAAUGUAACAGCGAGCAGAGCCAGGAGAUGUGGGGGCCUUCCAGGCUCCAGCUCAAAGCAAUCCUGUUUACCAGGAGCACAUACAUUAGUCUAAAAACAAAGCUACUCUGCCUGUAGCAACCUGACAUGCUCUUGGUAAGUUACUGUGGUGUGAAAACAGGUUGGAAACAAAAAUUCAAAGGCUAGACAACCAUAGUUUGAAAAAUAAGGAUGGAAAAUAAUGGGGUAUGAAGUUGUAAUACUGUUGGGUACACUCUAUUUACUCUUAAAAUUUAUUUGUAGAGGUGUUUUCUGUGCAGGUUAUUUACGUGCUGAAGUCUCAUGAGGUCAUGUAGAACAACACAUUUUUAGUUCAAGAGGU
This is a messenger RNA of Serinus canaria (Common canary), 1771 nucleotides long. RefSeq names its product opioid receptor mu 1 (gene OPRM1). Gene Ontology annotation, biological process: G protein-coupled opioid receptor signaling pathway; sensory perception of pain; neuropeptide signaling pathway. Gene Ontology annotation, molecular function: morphine receptor activity; beta-endorphin receptor activity; G-protein alpha-subunit binding. Bases 1 to 1233 code for a protein of 410 amino acids. Gene Ontology annotation, cellular component: membrane; neuron projection. The transcript is spliced from 4 exons. Lineage: Eukaryota; Metazoa; Chordata; Aves; Passeriformes; Fringillidae. The record is from RefSeq and is a predicted model, not a curated record.